UAACCGGGAGGUGGAGUAUUUAUAGAGGUGUUGUGAUUUCAGUCUGGAUAGGUGUUGAACAGGAACCUGUAGAGAUGUCUCUCUCUGGCUGGGUGUGUGUGGUGACCGGUGCUUCUCGGGGGAUUGGAAAAGGAAUAGCGUUACAGCUUUCUGAAGCUGGAGCUACAGUCUACAUCACGGGCAGACAGAAGAAGACGCUGGAGCAGACUGCAGCUGAGGUGAGUGAGAGAGGGGGUCGGUGUCUGCCGGUGAUCUGUGACUCGACGAAAGACGACGACAUAAAGGAGCUGUUUGAAAGAAUUAAAAGUGAGCAAAAGGGAAGACUGGACAUCCUGGUGAACAACGCGUACGGUGGAGUGCAGCAAAUUUUUGACAAUAUGGGGAAAACAUUCUGGGAGAUCGAUCCUACUAUUUGGGAUGACAUCAACAACAGUGGUCUCAGGGGUCACUAUGUCUGCAGUGUGUAUGCUGCCCGCAUGAUGGUCGAUCAGGGCAAGGGCCUUAUUGUUACCAUAUCAUCCUUCGGCGGCUUAAGGUAUCUCUUUAACGUGCCCUACGGGAUUGGCAAAGCUGCAUGUGACAGACUGGCUGCAGACACUGCGGUGGAGCUGAAGAAACAAGGGGUGGCCUCUGUGAGUCUCUGGCCGGGUACAGUACAGACAGAGCUCCUUACCCAGAACAUCGUAGAGAAGGACAAUGUUUCAGGCUUCGACCCAAGUUGGAAGCAAGUGUUCAAUCAAGCUGAGACGACAGAGCUGAGCGGAAGAUGCAUUGUUGAACUGGCCAAAGACAAAAAUCUGAUGUCUUUCACGGGGAAAGUCCUGCUGACAUGUAAACUUGCGAGACGCUACGGAAUAAAGGACAUUGAUGGUCGUGACAUCAUGGAUUAUACCUCCCUGAAGUUCCUCCUCACUCAGUCUCCGCACAUGUCCUGGCUAUCAGUCAUCACGCCUUCAUUUAUCAAAGUGCCAACAUUUGUCUUCAGCUUGGCCGCCAGCAAGUUCUGAUCAGCAUGAAGAGACUUAUAUUUAUAUCGUUAUUAAUAAAGGAAAUCUGAAGUAAACAGUCAUAACAAAGAACAUAUCACAUGUCUGGAUGUUGAUGCCAUUUACAUCGAAUUCACAUAGACACUGUGCUACAUUUAACUACAUUCUGAUAUGUGUGAAAAAGACGCUUCAGUACACUUUUAAAGAAUACACAAUAAACUUUGGAAUCACUUUCUUACAUACAUAAAUUGUUUACAUGAUUAUUGGGGUUAUAAACAGUAUUUAGACUGUGGGUCCAUAGAUUUUAUUACACUAUAUUCAGAGAAUAUUCUAUGCAAAAGAGAGAAUCCAGAGAAUGUACAUUUGUUUGAAUGUAUGAAUGUAGUUUCCAUAUAUCCAUAUGUAUUUCUGUUGUUGGUCCAUUUUUUUAUUGAGAUCUAAUUUUAAUAAAGAAAAAAAUUAAAUGGAUU
Messenger RNA from Astyanax mexicanus (Mexican tetra), 1456 nucleotides. RefSeq names its product dehydrogenase/reductase SDR family member 1. Bases 75 to 1007 code for a protein of 310 amino acids. Lineage: Eukaryota; Metazoa; Chordata; Actinopteri; Characiformes; Acestrorhamphidae. The transcript is spliced from 9 exons. The record is from RefSeq and is a predicted model, not a curated record.